UUUCCUUUAUCCGAUUAUUUAUUAUACAUCUCCAUCCGUCAUAUAUCCACACAUCUACUUCACACAGAAUUAUUGCUCAAAUAAAUGUUAUAUUUGUCUCAAUUUUACAUUCGAAUGUAUUCAGUGACUAUCUAGUUUUCUUUAUUUGUUAUGGGAUUCAUUUAUUCAGUGCGUUUUUCUUUGCAUAUACUAUAAUACGCAAUAUAAAAUAGUUUUGAAAAUGUUUCACUUCCAAUUUCAAUUAGUAAUUAUGAUACCUUAGUUAAGUUAAUGUUAAUGGCAGUUAUUGUAUUUCCAAUACAAACAGACUGACUUUAUUUCUACUGCAGCAUGAUACAAGGGAAAUACCAGGGGGUGACAAAUAUCACCUCCACAGAUUUUUUGGUUUCAUUCACAAACAUUCAGAGCUUUAUUGUAAACCCAUUGGUUUCCCAUAAACGCAGGGUUCAUGAUAAUCGAGGUACUAAACUAUCCAAAACCACCCACAAGCUCAUCUUCAUCUUCAUAGAAAUGCUACUUUUACCAGGAAUGAUCACUCAGGAAGAUGACAGACUGUAAUAAACAAGAAAUUAAACUUGAUCAUAUCAAUAAUGAGAAACUAAACUUCAUUAUGACUGAUUAGCAUCAGUGACAAAUGUGUUUUGUGGCUACUGUGGUUUUACUUCAUCUCUUAUCUAUUCAAUUAAGCGAUUCACAGAAAUUUAAACUAUCUGAUUUAGAAAACGAACAAUGCCAAAGCUGCUAUAAAAUUAUGGUUUUUUUUACAGUAUAUAAAUUGAUAUACUUCUGAAUAGAGUACUGAUGAAUACUUAUAUAUUCAGCAAUAUACAACAUUAUGCCAUCACUUACAUGUUGUUUUUUUAACAUCAGGAGAGCAUAAAAGAAGAUACCUAAUAAAUAUUUUAACUGGUUUUCCUUAAAAUUAUAGUAAGCCCCCAUCAAAAAUGUAAAAUAAACAAAUAAAUAAAAAUGGACAGAACAAAGGCUGAGUAAAUGAUGACAGACGGAAUCUGAUCCUGCAUGUCUGUCACUGCGUAAGAUUGAUGCCCCCUUCUGGCAAAAAAAAAAAGGAAAAGUUGCUUCUGCAAAACUACUAGACAUAAGCUAUAAAUUAGAGUAAACAAAAGGCUAAUUUGAAACGUUACCUCAGCCUUUAAACGCCACGUUCACACAGAAUGCUGCUAUACACAAAACAUCAUAUUCACUAGUUUAACAUCUCACACCUAAAACACUGUAUAUAUUGUGUAAAUGGAUGACGGAUUUUUUUUUUCUUUACAGAAGAUGAAUGCUGAUUCAGGGACCAGCUUCAGUGCGAACGACUUAGACUUCACUAUUUUUAAUUACACCUACAGUGAUAAUUAUUCGUACAGUGAUGGGCUUGUGUGUGAUCAGAAGUAUAGCAUGCACUUUGAUUCUAUUUUUAUUCCGGUCGUUUACUCUGUGGCGCUGGUAGUGGGGCUGGUGGGAAAUGGGCUGGUUCUGGUCAUUCUGUGGAAGAAAAGGAUGGGCUUGAAUGUCACCGAUAUCUUUAUCCUCCAUCUGUGCUUAGCUGAUAUUCUGUUGCUGCUAACGCUGCCCUUCUGGGCUGUAGAGGUAGUGAGAGAGUGGAUCUUCGGCACAGUGCUCUGCAAGAUGACUGGAGCUCUGUUCAAGAUCAAUUUCUACUGUGGCAUUUUCAUGUUGUCCUGCAUCAGUCUUGACCGUUACCUCUCCAUCGUCCAUGCGGUGCAGAUGUAUUCUCGUAAAAAGCCAAUGGGGACUCACUGUUGCUGUCUGAUGGUCUGGCUCUUCUGCCUUCUGCUCUCCAUUCCUGACUGGAUAUUCCUUGAUAUAUACAAGGACUCCAGACGUCAGGAUAAAACACAGUGUGUUCCAGAUUACCCGUCUGAUUCUUGGCGUCUGUCGUCUCGUCUGCUCUACCAUUUGUUGGGUUUCAUUCUUCCAGCACUAGUAAUGCUGUUCUGUUACUCUUCUAUUCUUCUGCGGCUGCAGCGUGGCUCUCAGUGCAAGCAGAAGAAGAGGGCCAUCCGUGUCAUCAUAGCUCUGGUAGUAGCCUUCUUCAUCCACUGGACGCCCUUCAACAUCACCCUUAUGGUUGACACCAUACAAACCAAUCAGACCCUCAACUUCAGUAACCAAACAUCCUGUGAAAACAUCACAUCUUUGGAUAUAGCUCUCACUGCUACUUCCACAGUGGCCUACAUACACUGCUGUGUCAACCCAGUGCUCUAUGCUUUCGUGGGUGUGAAAUUUCGCCAGCACCUGCUGGACAUGCUAAGACCACUGGGCUUCAAGCUGAAGGCCCCAGCGGGCCUGGUGUCCCGGAAGAGCUCUUUAUGGUCAGAAUCAGUGGACACCUCACACACGUCUGCUUUCUGAAAUAUCACAUGCCAUCAAACUGAUAUAUGCAUGACGAGUCAUUUAACAUUUGUUUUAGUCAGGGAUUUUUAAGUCAAGGGUUUUGACUUAAAGUAUACAAACAUUGCCAUUCACACCAAGGACUAUAACUAUAACAAUGACUAGUGUUAAUCAUUAUAAUUGAAUGAGAGGAUGGACGUCCACACCACAGCUAUAACGUACCGUAGUUCACAUUUAAAAUAAUCGAACUUCGUUGGUAUGGACAUCUUCAUAGUCUUUAUAGCUAUCGUUCUUGAAGUGAACAUGUCUUAUGUCUCAUGACAGUGCUUUUUAGCAUGUAAAUCGCAUUAUAAACAUGAAUAUAGAGCAGUCUUGUUUAAUCUAACUUUCAUAUAUUUUUCACUUUGCACAUAUGACAGCCACUGUAGUUUCUCAACUGUUUUGCAUUUCUCAAGCAUAAUGACAUAAAGUGCUUUUCAUUUUG
Molecule: messenger RNA, 2842 nt
Organism: Puntigrus tetrazona (Sumatra barb)
Lineage: Eukaryota; Metazoa; Chordata; Actinopteri; Cypriniformes; Cyprinidae
Gene: cxcr3.1
Product: chemokine (C-X-C motif) receptor 3, tandem duplicate 1
Exons: 2
Coding region: 1249-2379 (376 amino acids)
Biological process (GO): chemotaxis; G protein-coupled receptor signaling pathway; regulation of leukocyte migration
Cellular component (GO): membrane
Molecular function (GO): C-X-C chemokine receptor activity
Source: RefSeq, a predicted model, not a curated record